GUGAUUAAAACUAUUACUGGUAAUCAUAAAAAUCUAAAGAAGCACUUUUAAAUUAGAAAGUGGUUUAUUAAUUCAAUUUUUUAGGUUAAUGCCUAUUUAGUUAUAAUUUUGAAAAACAAGUGAAGCAAAACAGAUAUGAUGAACCGUAGACGUCAGCAUGAUGGAGAUGAUGACGGUUAUGAACAUAGGAAUCGUAAAAGGCGUCGAGUAUCCGAAAAUCAAGAGAUUGAAGAUCGUUUAGAGUCAUUAAUAUUAAGAGUAGGUGAACGCAGCACUUCCUCCGUGGAAUCUAAUCUGGAAGGUUUGGUUUCGGUUUUAGAAGCAGACUUGGGCACAUUUCGUUUGAAGAUUCUACGCAUACUUUCAGAAUGCGCCGUGAAAAUGCCGGAGAAGUGUACAAUUUACACAACUUUAGUCGGUUUGCUCAAUGCGAAAAAUUAUAAGUUUGGUGGCGAAUUUGUUGAUCAUAUGGUUAAAACCUUCAAAGAAUCAUUAAAGUUAUGUCGAUGGGAUGCUGCCCGAUAUUCGCUACGUUUCUUAGCUGAUUUAGUAAAUUGCCAUGUAAUUUCUGCAACCUCGUUGCUUCAGUUGCUGGACACAAUGAUUGACGUUUCCAAUGAGGAUACAGUGCCACAAGUGCGCCGCGACUGGUAUGUUUUUGCAGUGCUAUCAACGUUACCGUGGGUGGGAAGAGAUUUAUACGAGAAAAAAGAAUCCUCACUUGAAUCUUUGUUGUUGCGCAUCGAAGUCUAUUUAAAUAAGCGUUCAAAAAAGCAUCAUAAUGCCUUACGCGUUUGGUCUGUUGAUGCCCCACACCCUCAAGAAGAGUACCUAGACUGUCUCUGGGCUCAAAUACGCAAAUUACGCCAGGAUAAUUGGGCUGAAAAACAUAUACCACGCCCAUAUCUGGCAUUCGAUUCUAUUUUAUGCGAAGCAUUGCAGCAUAACUUACCACAAAUCGUUCCACCAGCUCAUCACGAAUCUUAUGAAUAUCCAAUGCCGUCGGUGGUUUAUAGAAUGUUCGAUUACACUGAUUGUCCUGACGGGCCGAAUUUACCAGGAGCGCACUCUAUAGAACGCUUUCUUAUAGAAGAGCAUUUACACCACAUUAUAGAAAUGCAUCAUUUGGAGCGUAAAGAUUGUGCAGCCCAACUUUUAGACUUCCCUUACAAGAGCAAAAUACCUCUUGAAUAUUGUAUUGUUGAGGUAAUAUUUGCAGAACUUUUUCAUAUGCCUACACCCCGAUAUAUAGACAUUGUCUAUGGUUCUAUAUUGAUUGAACUUUGCAAAUUGCAUCCAGCCACGCUACCCCAAGUAUUGGCUCAAGCUACAGAAAUACUUUUUAUGCGAAUUGAUUCUAUGAAUACUUCGUGCUUUGAUCGUUUUGUUAAUUGGUUCUCCUAUCAUCUAAGCAAUUUUAAAUUUACCUGGUCUUGGGAAGAGUGGGACAGUUGUUUGCUUUUGGAUACUGAACAUCCACGUCCCAAAUUCAUUCAAGAAGUUUUGCAAAAGUGCUUACGAUUGUCCUAUCAUCAACGGAUUACGGAGAUGAUGCCCGAAACUUAUGCAAAAUUAUUGCCUGUACCAUCUCAACCUAAUUACAAAUACGCAUCAGAAGAAGCAGGUUCACUGACUGGCACCCAAGUGGCUCACCAGCUUGUGGUAGCUAUACGCCAAAAAUGCUCGCCAGAAGAAGUCAUCAACAUACUAAAAGAGCUGCCAAACUCAGGAGAAAACUCCGAUCAGGAGAUGUCAGAUUCUUCAUUUAACCCACUCAAAAUUGAUGUUUUUGUACAAACUCUAUUGAAUUUGGGCUCGAAAUCAUUUUCUCACAGCUUUGCAGCCGUUUCGAAAUUUCAUUUAGUUUUUAAGGCCUUAGCGGAAUCUGAAGAAGCUCAGAUUUGUAUUUUACACAAUGUGUUUGAAUUAUGGCAAAAUCAUCAACAGAUGAUGGUCGUAAUAAUCGACAAGUUGCUUAAAAUACAAAUCGUGGAUUGCUCGGCAGUAGCCACUUGGAUAUUUUCCAAGGAAAUGACUGGUGAAUUUACAAAAAUGUAUCUCUGGGAAAUUUUACAUUUGACUAUAAAAAAAAUGAAUAAACAUGUUAUCAAAUUAAGUAAUGAAUUAAAUGACGCCAAGGAGAAAUUCGCCAAAGCUGACUCUUCUUCAAGUGAUUCGGAGGAUGAAGCGGCGCCGAAACGCAAGAAGCCUGUUACUGUGGUGGAUAAACCGACUGAAGAAAUGGUUGAACGAAUGGAGGAAAAAUUGGAAGCAGCCAACGUUGAUCAAAAACGUCUCUUUUUGAUCGUAUUCCAAAGGUUUAUAAUGAUUCUGUCAGAGCAUUUGGUACGAUCCGACACAGAUGGUCGUGACCCAGAUACAGACUGGUACCGUUGGACUGUUGGACGUUUACAACAAGUUUUUCUAAUGCAUCAUGAACAAGUGCAAAAAUAUAGCGGCACCUUGGAAACUCUACUGUUCACAUCGGAUUUAGAUUCACAUAUAUUGGAAGUAUUUCAUCAAUUUGUAGCUUUAAGAGCCUGAAAAAUGUAUAAUUUCAAGAAUGUUUUUGCGUUCGUAUCAAUAUCUAAAAUUCAAUUACAACUAUUACAAAACAAUAGCAAAAAUAACAAAAAAUUUAGCAUAAAAGACUGUAAAGACACCAUAUUAUUUCGUGUUUGUGUUUAUUAAGUUUUGAGUGGUUAUAGAUCGUCAUUAAUUAAAUUUACUUAUUUUUUAAUUUAGAAACUUUCUUAACAACUACUUUUCAUUGUACCAUUAAUACAUAAAUUAUAAAAAGAGUUUCCAUCUACAUCUAACAACAAAAAAGUUACAUAAAUUUCUGGUUCCGUUAUGUUUUCGCACACAAUCCAGUGCGUUAAGGGGCAUUUAGGAGACAUCAAAAUGUCAGAUUUAGAACAACGAUUUAUAUCUAAUACAAGUUUAUUCCUACGCGUAUCACUUAAAAUAACUUCUUCAGAAGAAAUGAUUUUAUUUCAGUUGUCUUUCAUAUGCUUUUUUCUAAUAUAUUACGAAUUUUUUUUGUUUUUUCAAAUUUUUUACACGGUUUAUGAUUUAAUAACCAUAUCUUAUAAUGCAUGCAACUACAUGAAUAAUGUCAUUGCUUAUGACUCAAGUAUGUCCUUUUUUUUCAAGUGGGAAAAAGCGUCUUUGUGUUAAUAACCAAAUAUAUAAUUCUUCUUGAUUUCAUGUUUGGAUAAUUCAUACUCUCUCUCUCUCAGAAUUUAUGAUCGUUCAGAUUCAUGGAGUCAGUCAUCUCAUAUAAAAAAUUU
Glossina fuscipes is the source of this 3293-nucleotide messenger RNA. RefSeq names its product nuclear cap-binding protein subunit 1 (gene Cbp80). The record is from RefSeq and is a predicted model, not a curated record. Gene Ontology annotation, cellular component: nuclear cap binding complex; nucleus. NCBI's taxonomy places the organism in Eukaryota, Metazoa, Arthropoda, Insecta, Diptera, Glossinidae. Gene Ontology annotation, biological process: nuclear-transcribed mRNA catabolic process, nonsense-mediated decay; mRNA export from nucleus. The transcript has 8 exons. The coding region runs from base 136 to 2544 and encodes 802 amino acids. Gene Ontology annotation, molecular function: protein binding; RNA cap binding; mRNA binding.